AUGAGACCCCAGAUUGCUUCGCGGUCAUUGGGCUUACUACAGCGCCCGACCACGCUGCCUUGGAAUACCAGCCGGCGUGCCAUUCAAACAGCCAGCUCGUCCCGCAUCCCCAACUUCGCGUUUGCAUUUGAUAUCGACGGCGUCCUUCUAAGAGCUUCCAAACCAAUCCCCGGUGCCGCCGACUCCUUGGCCCUUCUAAAGAGCCAGGGUAUUCCCUUUAUCCUCCUCACCAAUGGCGGCGGUAAACAUGAGACUGAACGCGUGGCUGAGAUUAGCGAGAAGCUAAACGUGUCCCUGGACGCAUCGGAUAUUGUACAAAGCCAUUCGCCCUUUGCAGAGCUUGUCAAAGGACCCGAUGAGACUAGCGCGUUAGAGCAUAAAUGUGUCUUGGUUGCUGGCGGUGACGGGGACAACUGUCGCCGUGUAGCUGAACAAUAUGGAUUUAGGAACGUGGUGACACCGGGCGAUAUCUUCAUGGCGAAUCCCUCUAUUUGGCCAUUUUCAAAGAACUUCUCAGAGUACUACAAAAAAUUUGCCCGACCCCUUCCGAAACCCGUUGAUCCUACAGAUCCAACGAAGGGUUUAAAGAUUGAUGCCGUCUUUGUUUUUAACGAUCCCAGAGAUUGGGGUCUAGACGCCCAGGUCAUUAUGGAUAUCUUACUUUCAAGAGGAGGCCAUGUGGGAACCCUGUCUGAAAAGAACGGCCGGUCGGAUCUUCCAAAUCACGGAUACCAGCAGGAUAGCCAACCUCAUCUUUACUUCUCUAACCCAGAUCUCUAUUGGGCCGCAGCGUAUCCCUUACCCCGUCUUGGACAGGGUGGCUUCCGCGAGGCAUUAGAGGGUGUUUGGGCUGCAACUACCGGCGGACCAAGCAAGGGGAUUGAACUGAAAAAGACAGUGAUUGGAAAACCUUACCAGGGCACUUAUGAAUUUGCGGAGCGACAGCUACUUCGGAAUCGGGCUAAGAAUUUCAAAGGUGUAUCUGAUCUUCCGCCGCUAGAACAUGUUUACAUGGUUGGCGACAAUCCUGAGUCAGAUAUCUUGGGUGCAAAUUCUUACCGAAGUGGAAAUGGGAGCAAGUGGCAAUCUAUCCUAGUGCGCACUGGUGUAUAUCCAGGUGGUGAGCCUGCUUGGACUCCUACUACUAUCGCGGACGACGUACAGAAGGGUGUACAGUGGGCGCUGCAGACCUCUAAGUGGUCUUCCUAG
This is a messenger RNA of Penicillium angulare, 1209 nucleotides long. RefSeq names its product putative HAD superfamily hydrolase. The transcript is spliced from 3 exons. The coding region runs from base 1 to 1209 and encodes 402 amino acids. The record is from RefSeq and is a predicted model, not a curated record. Gene Ontology annotation, cellular component: mitochondrion. NCBI's taxonomy places the organism in Eukaryota, Fungi, Ascomycota, Eurotiomycetes, Eurotiales, Aspergillaceae. Gene Ontology annotation, biological process: glycerophospholipid biosynthetic process.